Molecule: messenger RNA, 1835 nt
Organism: Porites evermanni
Lineage: Eukaryota; Metazoa; Cnidaria; Anthozoa; Scleractinia; Poritidae
Source: the annotation of a GenBank genome assembly
AUGGAAAUACCAAACUAUGAUACCAAUGACAAUCCAGAUAAAAAAUAUAAACAGCUGUAUCCUUACAUGCCAUCAGACACAUUCCGGAUGUUAAUCUGUGGAAACAGUGGAAGUGGUAAAACUAAUCUGUUGUACCACAUGUUAAUUAAACCACUAUUGUACUAUGAUGAGAUUUAUCUUUACGCGCGUAAUCUAGAACAGGAUAAGUAUCAAAAGCUAAUUAAAAAAAUGAGGGAGUUGAGUAGUAAACUGGGAUAUGAAAUACGUCAUGUAAGUAAUGAUGAAAUAACCCCAGUAACAGAAAUGGAUUACGAAGACAAUCAAAAACUUGUGAUAUUCGAUGACUAUGUUUGUGAUAAAAACCAAAGACAACUGAUUGAUUAUUUCAUUCAAGGACGACAUAAGAAUUGUUCGGUGGUGUACCUCAGUCAAUCAUUUUAUAAAACACCAAAGGACAUUCGGCUGAAUUGUUCUCAUUACUGUUUAUAUGAAUUUCCAUCAUCUAGGGAAUCCAACAGAAUAUCAUCUGAGUUAGGAGUUAAUAAAGAGGUUUAUAAAGCAGCAACUAAAAAACCGUAUUCAUUUUUAUACGUUAAUAAACCACAAAAACGUAUUGCAAAAAACUUUACUGGUAAUCUAACCAAUAAUUAAAAUGGGAAUAUUUAACGAACAAUCUCUUGAUCAUCCCUUUGCUAGGGGAAUUCAGGGUGCUCCAGGAGUUGGAUUUAAUCUCACUUCAAGUGGAGAUUAUGAUUUCUCAAACUCAUUAAUAAUUCAUUAAGAAAAUACAAAGGAAAUUAAUGUUUAAUGAGUGUUUGGAAAUCGGAUGAAACACUGCUUAGUAUUUGCAUCCUUAAUUUCUCCUUCAAAAAUGAUUUUGUUUGAGAAGAAAUAUCAAACAUUCGACACAGUGUUUCAUCACCAGAUGAAACACCUCGAAGUUCGUCAAAAAUACUCCGCUGCGCGUCGUAUUUUCAACUCUCUUCUCGGUGUUUCAUCUGGUGAUGAAACACUGCAUCUCAUGUUUGAUAUAUUACAUGAUAAAUAAAAAACUAAGAAAUGUUGGUGCACCUAGUGUUAAUACUGAUGCUGCUACAAAAAAGUAUGUUGAUGAUAAUUCCGGUGGAUCACCCGCAACAUCACGACUAACAGUUGAUUCAGACAUUGAUAUGAAUCAUAGAUACCGUAUAUUAAAACUCAAACAUCCAGUUGACGCAGAUGAACCAGCCACAAAACAAUACUCAGACAGUCGUUUUCUUGACAGAGAUGGUUCUCGUACAAUGAUUGGAGAUCUGAGCAUGAAUAACAAUCGCAUUGUUAAUGUUAAAACACCAUGAACACAAAGUGACGCUGCAACUAAGAAACAUAUAGACGACUCUAAAGUUGAUGGUAGUGUCUUUUUAAAACUAGAUAAAACAAGAAAAAUGACUGGGGAUCUAGAUAUGGACAACAAUCAAAUAUUAAAUUUGCCAGCUCCAGUGGGUCCCAAACAACCAACACCAUUAGGUUUCACAGAUUUGAAGUAUCUCCACGUUGCUGGAACAAAUAAAAUGACUAAUAAUCUAAACAUGGAUAAUAAAAAAAUAAUUAACUUAAGAAUACCAACAAAUGAUGCAGACGCCGCAACUAAAAAAUAUGUGGAUGAUAACACAGCUGCCCCAGAUUUAAGUGAUUACUUGGAAAAAGAUGGUACCGUCACUAUGACUGGAGACCUUAAUCUCGGUAAUAAUAAAAUAGUUGGUCUCGCAACUCCAGUGUCAAACACAGAUGCUGCAACCAAAAAGUAUGUUGAUGAUAAUGCUGGAAGUCCAGAUUUAAGUGAUUAUUUGAAAAAA